This is a messenger RNA of Durusdinium trenchii, 2532 nucleotides long. The record is from the annotation of a GenBank genome assembly. NCBI's taxonomy places the organism in Eukaryota, Dinophyceae, Suessiales, Symbiodiniaceae.
AUGGGCAGCCUGUCUACGAUUGACAAGGAUUUUGUCACGGAACGCUUGCUAUACCUCGCUCGUGAAACUGCUCACGAUGCUCCAGAGGUGAGCGUGGUGUUGUUGGCACUUGCUGUACCACCCGAGGCGUUGCCCAGCAAUGAUGUCAACCAUCAAAGGGCAAAUGCCUGGCGUCAUUUGUACAUAGACCUAGAUGAUGUUGAUGCAGCAGAAGGCAUCGAAUUGCUGCGGGUGACGGUGGUAGGCCAAGCCGGUGCGGCCUUUGGUGGUGUGAGGCCCAGGUUCAUGGUAGUCUCGCCGGGCUUCUUCGGCUCCGAGGUGCGGCGUUUGGUGCUGCGCGCCUUCACCGAAGAGCCAGAGGAGGACCCUCUGACGGUGCCACAGGCACUGUAUGCUGCGACCAUGCGAUCGAUUCCGUAUAUCUAUGAGCCAAAGGGCUCCUCGUUUGACGUGAUGCCGAUUCUGCCGGUGUCUACCCUUUUCAGCGACGAUGAGCUAGAUGAGCUGCAGCUGAAGCGAAAGAAGCGCAAAGACCCGCGCCAGACCAUUGUCUCGGUGCCGUCCAUCCGCUUGAUGCCAGGCUUGGCGCAUCCGUUGACCUUCAACGAGGAACAGAUGCUUCGGCUCUUCGUGACGGAUCCAAGAUCCAUGGCCUACAACCUUUCCAACACGCAACGCAGCCGUGUGCCGUUGACCGUGGAGCAGUGCGAAAUGGCGCACCGGAUCAUCUUGGAGCGGCACGAAGUGCUGCGGAGCGCCUUUAGCCUGGAGGACCCCAACAACCCCACACGCAAGGUGAUGAGACAUCACCUGGGAGGCUUCUAUGCCUUGGCGCUGCCCGACGAGGGCAGUGCGCAGGCGAUCGCGGCGAUGGACUACGCCACGCCACAUCGGCCCGCGGACCUGGACGGGCUGCGCGAGCCGAUGUCCAAGCUUCACCGGCGCAGUGGGCCGCGGCGGCGCCGGGGCAGACGGCCGAAGCACGUGGCGGUCUGCGCACCAGGAGAGGAGACCGUGGAAGAAGGCGUCAGCGAGACUCUCUAUGCCUUGGGCACCGCAUGUGUGCCGGGCGCCUUUGACAAGGCCCGCCUUGCUGAGCUUCGAGACUCCUUCCUGGACCUGUCGGAGGCCGACGCCGAGACCUUCGUCUUCGGCGAGCUUCGGGGCCACCGUCGCGCCGUGCAUUUGCCGUUCCGGGAGCCCUUCAGUCGGCUGCCAUUGCUGGGCGAAGAUGGUGAGUUGCUGGAGGUAUUGGCCGAAUAUUUGGGAGAGGAUUUCGAGCUGGAAAGCGCGCUGAUCAUCACGGUGGAUGGCAACACCGAGGCACAGAACGCGCACACCGACACGGAGGACGAUGGCAGCGUCUCAGUGCACAUCCCACUGCAGCCAUUGCGAGAGACUUUCGCUCCACUGUCCCUUUGUGUGGCCACCCACCACGAGCCAGAGCUGUUGGACGAAGCGGCGGCGACGGUGCGGAAGUGGCGCUGCAACGGCGAGUCGCCCAUGGAUGCACGGAAGCGUCUCGUGGCCGGCACCAUCCUGAAGCGCAAAGCCCUCCUGGUCGAGUGGGAUUCCACACGCCAUCCGCUGGAGACAUUGGACCUGCGGCUGGGCAAGCGGAACUGCCGGGUGCGGGGAUUGCGUUUGGAAGAUGGACUGAGCCUGGAAGCGUUGGGCUUAGAAGUCGGAGAUGAGAUCACUCACGUCAACGAUGUGAGCUUUAUGACCUGGUACAAGCGCAUCACCGCUUCUUCCCCGCCGUUGGGUCUGCACGUGCCACUGCGGCUGCGCGUGCUGCGGCGCCCCACGGCGCCGCAAAGUGUGGAGGGGCCCCGGCUGCUGGUGGGCGCGCCACUGGAGUUGGGAGAGGCGAUCAUGUAUGAUUCCAGGACGAUCCAUUGGGGCAUGGCAAAUACCGAGGACUCUGCUCGGCAUGUGCUCUACCUGAAUUUCAUGAGCUCCGACUUCAACGGCUACUCCCCCGAUGGUGAUGCCUUGGCGGCCGCCAGCCCCGAGUGCCUAGAGGCGCGCGAGGCCUUCCGAAAGUUAGGUGUCAGCGGGAUCCGGAUGCUCUACACGCCCUCUAGCGACAACUUUCCAGCCUUACAUGUGAACAUGCAUCACAUCCUGGCAGACAACGACGCGUUGAUGACCUUUUGGCAAGAGUCCUUCCAAGUGCAGGAGCUUCUGUACUACGGUUUCUCUAAAGAGGCUGUGAAGGAGAGACUUCCCAAGCUGCCCGUGCAGUUCACGGACUUUGCCUACUGGCAGAAGUCGCUGUUCUCGCGAGGCCUUCUGAAGCCGGACUUGUCCUACUGGGGCCGGGAGGUCACCGACUCGCAACCUCCCACAGUGCUGGACUUGCCGUUGGAUGUGCCGCGGCCACGGGUGUGGAACGUGGUGGGAGAUAGUGUCAAGAUCGACUUCGACCAAGAAAUCAUCCAACCGGUCAUGGAUCGCAACCCCCGCAUCACACCUUUUGCCUCCGUGAUUUGCAACUUCUCGUCACGACUGCCCAGUGGGGCCAGGUGA